Messenger RNA from Ananas comosus (pineapple), 1655 nucleotides. Its product is annotated as KRR1 small subunit processome component-like. NCBI's taxonomy places the organism in Eukaryota, Viridiplantae, Streptophyta, Magnoliopsida, Poales, Bromeliaceae. Gene Ontology annotation, cellular component: small-subunit processome; nucleolus. Gene Ontology annotation, molecular function: RNA binding. The record is from RefSeq and is a predicted model, not a curated record.
UAUUUCUCAUUCGGAUCGCCCUCGUAGGAUGAGGCUCCUCUCCUACAUCUCCGCGAAAACCCUAAUCGACACCAAUCGUGUUCGCGAUCACAAACCCCUAGUCGAACCACCUACUCCUACACCGCGACCAUCCAUGGAGCCGGAUCGGGGCGAGGCGCGAGCGCGGGGGAAGAAGCAUAAGGGGAAGCACGACAAGCAACCGUGGGACGAGGACCCUAACAUCGACCGUUGGAAGAUCGAAAUUCGACCCUCAUGGAACGAGGGGGGCAUGCUCGAAGUGAGCUCCUUCUCCACCUCUUCCUAAAUACGAGAAAAGUACUUGCAAGAAGCGUGGCCAAUGGUGAAAAGUGCACUGAAGGAGUGUGGCAUUUCAUGUGAGCUCAAUUUGGUUGAGGGUUCCAUGACUGUUUCAACCACUGUGAAGACUAGGGACCCCUACAUCAUUAUUAAGGCUAGGGAUCUAAUAAAGCUUUUGUCCAGGAGUGUCCCUGCACCGCAGGCAAUUAAGAUACUAAAUGAUGAUAUGCAAUGUGAUAUCAUCAAGAUUGGUAACCUCGAACGCAAUAAGGAACGAUUUGUGAAAAGGAGAGAACGUCUUUUAGGCCCCAAUCUAUCAACCCUCAAGGCCAUUGAGAUUUUGACUGGGUGUUAUGUGCUGGUUCAGGGAAACACUGUUGCAGCUAUGGGUCCAUUUAAGGGUCUUAAACAAGUCAGAAGGAUCGUGGAGGAUUGCAUUCAAAAUAAGAUGCAUCCUGUAUACCACGUCAAGAUUCUCCUAAUGAAACGAGAACUUGCAAAAAAUCCAGCUCUUGCAAAUGAAAAUUGGGACAGGUUCCUUCCAAAGUUUAAGAAGAAGAAUGUUAAGCAACGAAAAGUCAAAUCUAAGGAGAAGAAACCAUAUACACCAUUUCCUCCACCUCAGCAACCUAGCAAGAUUGACCUUCAAUUGGAAAGUGGUGAGUAUUUCCUAAGUGACAAAAAGAAAUCAGCAAAGAAAUGGCAAGAGAAGCUGGAGAAGCAGGCAGAAAAAGCAGCUGAAAACAAGAGAAAGAGAGAGGCUGCAUUUGUUCCACCAAAGGAAAAUCCUGCACAUGCUUCUGAUUCUGCUAUAACUAACGAGGAGAGUAAGGACGUAGCUGCCAUUGCGAAAUCUUUAAAGAAAAAGACAAAGGAUUUCAAAAAGUAUCAAGAGCACGAAAAUGUUAGAGCUGAAUCAUACAUUGCCAGUUCUGAAGAGCCGCGCCCAAAGAAGAAGAACAAAACCUCGAAAGCAUGAUUAACUGAAGGUCUCCGCAAUCCGAACCAGAUGAAGAGAGGUGUAGCUGAAAGAUCAGUUCUGGGAUUGUCAGAAAAGCAGCCGUGCAGUGCAAUUUUGAUAAAUUGUAUUCAUCAGAAUGUAGAAAAAGUAUAGUAUGCUGGGGAUGUAAUCGGUAUUUGCCCCACACUUUGUGCAUCUUUUGAUCAAGUCGCAGAGCUUGCUCAUGGCCACUUUAAUGGGACUGGCUCAUUGCAAAUCGUGCGAUAAGUUUCUGUUUUAUAGAGGCUUCCUCAUGCCAUUGAACCCCGAAUGCCCCAAGCAUUUGUGUGAUAUAGAUGGAAACUAUACUUUUCAAUCUCUGAAAUUUGAGGAGUUUAUCAUGCGUUGGGCUUUUUUA